This is a messenger RNA of Debaryomyces hansenii CBS767, 1665 nucleotides long. RefSeq names its product Hpc2p (gene HPC2). The coding region runs from base 1 to 1665 and encodes 554 amino acids. The transcript has a single exon. The record is from RefSeq and is a predicted model, not a curated record. Lineage: Eukaryota; Fungi; Ascomycota; Pichiomycetes; Serinales; Debaryomycetaceae.
AUGUCUCAGGACAAUCAACCGGCAUCCACUACCCCAGGGGGUCUUUUAAAAAGCCAGAAUCUGGGAUCUAAUAUUUCGAACAUGGUACAAAAACCUCCUAUAGCUAGCUCGCCGGUCUUAGCAAGAUCAACCCAGAACACCCCAUUGAAUUCAAACACAACAUCCACGAUUCCUUUACAACAAUGGGUGUCACAGUAUCAAACUACAUUAGAUAUUUCCCCUGCAUCAACAAGCAGAAAAGAAUAUCCAAAUAUAAUUGAUACGGAUAAUAGGCUGCCUACUAUCGCAAAUAUGAACAAUUUCAAUAAUAGUAAUAAUAACCUUCCUGGUUUAGGUCCAAUUCGGAGAAAAUCGACUAAGCCAAUCAAGCCGGUAGCAAUAAAACCAUCUCCAUCUUUGCCUACUUUAUUGCCAAAAUCAGUCACCCCACCCAAUCUCGCUCGAUUAGCACCGAAAGAAGCAAUUGGGAUAGAUCAAAUUAAACAAUUUCAAACAAGUUUCCAUCUUGGCUCAAGUAAACCUUCUUACAAUAAGACUUCCAUUAACGCUAUAAUUAAUCUUGAUUCCGAACCAGAAAACAAACCAGAACUUUCAGCUCCAAAGGAAAAGAAAAAGAGGGUACAAAAAAGGAAGCCUUCAGAUGACAAUGGGACGCAAGCGAUUAAGAAAAGAAAGUCUGAAAAGGUUAAGGAUUCAGGGGGCUCUACGGUAGGUUUGCCGCAAGUUGAAAACACGGUAACUAAAGCUUCAACCGAAUCUCCAAAAAAGAAGAAAGCUGUCAAAUCAAAACAGACGGACCCUAAGAUUAAUGAAACAAAAAAAUCUGUUAAAUCUAAGAAAAAGUCUGUAGAGGCAGUUACACCACCAAGCGCAGACCCAUCCAAGUCCGUUGUUCAUCCUAAUAUGACAACGGAAAGAAAUGUAAUCAAAGAUAAUGAUAUAUUAUUACCCUCGCCCCAAAUAAUAGAUUUGACUAUGUCACCACCCAGUCUUAAAGAAGACGUUAAGAUUGAAAAGGAUAAUAACAAAACAUCUGAAAACGAUAAGGAAAGAGAGAAAGAGAAAGAGAAAGAGAAAGAGAAAGAGAAGGAAAAGGAAAAGGAAAAGGAAAAAGAGAAGGAGAAAGAGAAAGAGAAAGAGAGAGAAAAGGAAAAACCAGAACCACCAAUAAUUGCAAUAAAUAUACCCUUAAUUGACCCUUCCAAUCCCAAGCCUGGCCAAUCAGAAGUUGUGAUAAAUGUAUUAAAGUUGGCUGAAGAUAAAUAUGGAUGGUCUGUAAUACAUCCUAAUGCAAAAUCCGCAAUUGAUUUGAUGGAUGAAAUUAUUGAUGAUGAAGACGAUGGAAUGGAAGAAGAUAUUGAAGAAGAUGAAUUACCGAUUAUUGAUGAGCAAGGUCCUAUUUCCGGAAAUCCUCUUGCAAAAAAGAAGAAGGCUACUGAAGAGGAAUUAACAGAAGAACAAUUAGCUAGAAGACAUGAAGUUAAAAUGAAUAGAAAGGUGGGGAAAUAUGAUUAUGAAGACCCAUUUAUUGAUGAUGAAGAAUUGCAAUGGGAAGAAGAGAUCACUUCGACAAAAGAUGGUUUUUUCGUGUAUUGGGGUCCUUUGGUUGACGACAGAAACAAUACUACAUCGAAUAAAAAGGCAUCCUCGAAAAGUAAAAAGUAA